CGCGGCGCGCGCACUGGCAUGAAUUUUGAAUCAAGCAACUGAACUGUGCGAAGUGCGAAGCGCUGCGAAGCGAUUUUUACCAAACUAUCUUACGAAGUGUUUCUUAUUUGAGUGUGAAGUAAUACAAUAACAAUGUCUCUGCUACCAUACGUAUUUGGUUUCCAACGUCCAAGCCGCCUCUUGGAUCAAGAGUUCGGCCUAGCGUUGACUCCUGACGACCUGUUAACCGCUGCCGUCAGUCCGUUACUAUCCAGGGACUACUACAGACCAUGGAGGCAGCUAGCAGCCGCGGCUCGGGACGUCGGUUCAAGCAUCAAAGCCGACAAGGAUAAAUUCCAGAUCAAUUUGGACGUGCAACAUUUUUCGCCGGAGGAAAUAAGCGUGAAGACGGCCGAUGGUUUCAUUGUGGUCGAAGGGAAGCAUGAGGAAAAGAAAGACGAACAUGGUUACAUCUCUCGUCAGUUUGUGCGCAGGUACGCUCUACCAGAGGGCUGCAAACCCGAGACUGUAGAGUCCAGACUGUCCUCCGACGGUGUACUAACUGUAGUUGCUCCAAGACAACAACAACCAGCUUUGAAGGAUGAAAGAGCCGUGCCCAUUCAACAAACCGGACCUGUGCGUAAAGAGAUCAAGGAUGCCAAUAACGAAGAAGCCAAAAAGUAAUUACAAAGUUCCAUUAUCUUCUCGAAUGAGUAUUUAAGUUUAAGACUGAUUAUGUAUGUUUCCAGUUUGUAAAAUUUUUGUACCAAACCUUUUGUUUACUUAUAAGUUAU
Papilio machaon (common yellow swallowtail) is the source of this 773-nucleotide messenger RNA. Its product is annotated as protein lethal(2)essential for life-like. Gene Ontology annotation, molecular function: protein folding chaperone. NCBI's taxonomy places the organism in Eukaryota, Metazoa, Arthropoda, Insecta, Lepidoptera, Papilionidae. The transcript has a single exon. The coding region runs from base 133 to 663 and encodes 176 amino acids. Gene Ontology annotation, biological process: response to heat; protein refolding. The record is from RefSeq and is a predicted model, not a curated record.